Molecule: messenger RNA, 1236 nt
Organism: Aspergillus ochraceoroseus IBT 24754
Lineage: Eukaryota; Fungi; Ascomycota; Eurotiomycetes; Eurotiales; Aspergillaceae
Product: dolichyl-phosphate beta-glucosyltransferase
Exons: 4
Coding region: 1-1236 (411 amino acids)
Cellular component (GO): endoplasmic reticulum membrane
Source: RefSeq, a predicted model, not a curated record
AUGGCGGCAUUUACUUUAUCCGAAGUCUGCGUCCAUUGCGCUGAGCUCAUUGCCAGUGUUCCUGUCUACGUCAUUCUGGUCGCAUUAGCCACGACAUCGAUUGGAUUAGUUGUCCUUCUCUACGUUUUCCUCUCAUCAGUCGCCCCAGUCCCACGGCAACCAUUACCAGAAGAGAAAAAAUAUCGAACCAUCACAGAAGACGGAUCGGUCACUGAGCCCCAACCACUACCCUGCUGGAACGAUGCUCUGGACGGCGAGAAACGCGCCGAUCGUCUGCCAAACUCCUCGACCAUAGAAGAUGCAUCUCUAUUCAUGUCCUUGGUCAUACCAGCGUAUAAUGAAGAAACCCGUCUAGGUGGGAUGUUAGAAGAGGCGGUCAAUUAUCUAGAACGGAUGUAUGGAACAUUGAGGGAUUCUGAAGAGAAAGCAAUUCGGCAACGGAAAUCAGCUACCAAUGGACAUGCAAAUGGCCACGCAGCAAACGGUACGAUCCACAGCAAUAAGGGCUGGGAAAUUAUCAUUGUCUCGGACGGGUCUACAGACAGUACAGAAGAAAUGGCAUUUUCUUUUGCGCGAGACCACCAGCUUUCACUCCAUCCGAAAGGCUAUGCCGGUCCCUGGACGCCUGGAACACAGGAGGGCGUUCACAUCCCUCCUGGGACCAUUCGCGUGGUUACGCUGGCGCAGAAUCGAGGCAAGGGCGGAGCUGUCACCCACGGAAUGAGACAUGUUCGUGGCCAGUAUGUCAUCUUUGCAGACGCCGACGGGGCAACCAACUUUGAGGACCUGGGAAAACUUGUCACGGCGUGUCAGAAGAUCGAGGACUCCGAUGGACGCGGUGUUGCGGUUGGCUCUCGAGCUCAUAUGGUUGGAAGCGAGGCCGUCGUCAAGCGCUCAAAACUGCGUAAUUUCUUGAUGCACUCGUUUCAUCUAAUCCUCUGGCUUAUGACGCCUUCCAAAACGGCCACCAUCAAAGAUACCCAGUGUGGAUUCAAGUUGUUCUCUAGAGCGUCGCUCCCUUUCAUUAUCCCGCACAUGCAUUCGGAGGGUUGGAUUUUUGACGUCGAGAUGCUCAUGCUGGCUGAAUUUGCCCAAAUCCCUGUUGCAGAGGUCCCCGUCUGCUGGCGAGAAGUCAAGGGAAGCAAGCUAAACGUUCUACGAGAUAGCAUCGGGAUGGCUUGGGGCCUAGCAGUGCUACGCGGUGCCUGGUCACUAGGUGUUUAUAGACGAACUUGA